Neocloeon triangulifer is the source of this 1858-nucleotide messenger RNA. RefSeq lists its product as uncharacterized. The transcript has 14 exons. The record is from RefSeq and is a predicted model, not a curated record. Bases 144 to 1751 code for a protein of 535 amino acids. Lineage: Eukaryota; Metazoa; Arthropoda; Insecta; Ephemeroptera; Baetidae. Gene Ontology annotation, molecular function: serine-type endopeptidase activity. Gene Ontology annotation, biological process: proteolysis.
GGUGACUUAAAUUUUUAGCAAUUGCGCGGAGAGAGGGUCAAGGUUUAUCAAUCGCCCCUGGCCUGCUAUAGAAUUUUCACUUUUUUGUUUUGCGAGACUCGCCACAGCAGAUCGAGACGAGCAUUCAGAACUACAGGUUCAGAAUGGGGGGUGGAAAGUGGAUUUGGAUUGCGGCCGUGCUCUGCACUUUGUCUGCUUCUGCCCAGUCUUGGCGGGAUAAGGAAUUAAAUUUCACGGAGUGCUGGAAUUAUGGAAAAAACAAAUCCGUUUUUGAAGCUCCAGUUUUCAGUUUGGCCGAAGACAAUUUGAGUUUUGACGGUUGCGGAACCUGGAAUAGAAGCGAUGGAAACAAUAAAACCACUCCGUGGACCGUUUUCCUCGUAGAUCCGGAAGGAUCUUAUCAGGAAAGUGUCCUCCUAUCCGACCAAACAAUUAUUUCCGAAGCUGGUUUCAACAAAAGAAAAGACUCAAAGAUUUUCGGCGGCGCUUGUGUCAACCAAACUGACACGGCAACUUGUUUUGAAGGCCGAGGUUUGCUCAGCCAAAAGGUGCUGGAAGUGACAAAAGUCGAAGGGAAGCACGGAAGAUUUUUCACAACGACGGUCCUGAUUUGGCGGAUUGAAAAGGUGCAAUUCUCGCCCACUUUGCAACCGGUUUGCCUGUGGAACGGGGACAACCAGAACGACGAACACGAAAUCUUUUACGAUAACCUUUUCGCCCCGGAGGCAAAGUGUUACUCGUAUAGAACGAUCCAAGAACGGGAAUGCGACCUUUACGGGAAUUCAAUCUGCACUGGACGGGAGGGGAACCAGCUGGAAUAUUUGUACAAUGAACGCGACGGGCGAUUCUUUCUGCGCGCAAUAUGGUAUUUCUCCGAACACAAUGGCAAACGCUUUGUUCUGGUGUUGACGGACUUGCUGCCCUUCAUGAGUCAAAUCGUCGCCGCGACCGUCGACUUGGCCUGGGUGCCCAAAACUCCCGAGUCAAAAACAAAAACAAAUUUCCAAAGUUUUCCCGGCUGCGGAUUUGCAACGGGCCCAGCAAGUCCUUGGCACGCCACAUUAACCCUCCAAACGGACCCAAAAUAUUUUUGGGCAGCGACUUUCAUUUCCAAACGAGCCCUCGUCACAGCUGCCCAUUUGCUUAUCGGCAAGGACGGAAAACCUUUGAAGGCGAACGACGUGGUUGUGAAGCUCGGAACGCAAAAUUCCUCACAAUUGCAGGUUUCAAAAAUAGUGUUGCACCCCGGAUACAACGUGAGCAGGGGCGACUUGAGGGACGAUGUCGCCAUCGUCAUCUUGAGCACCGAAGUUCAAUUGAGCGAUGAGGUGCGGCCGAUUUGUCUUUGGAACGACGUUUAUCAACUCGACAAAAUCGUCAACAGAACUGGCUCGGUGUGGAGUUCGUCGAAACCUGAAGUCCUUCAAGAGACGCGAGUCCAGGUGGUUUCGCACCAGGAGUGCUUCAACAACGACCGAAGCUUCUUCUCCACUCACCUGCGGCCGACGGAAAAUUUUUGCGUCGGAUUCCCUACAAAUCAGAGCGGCGUGUGCGUGGGCGAAGGCGGCGAAGGAUUUUCCUUGUACGAUGAAAUUUCCAAACGCAAUUUUCUGCGCGGCGUCGCCAUCUUGGUCAACGACAGUGAGGGCAGCAAAGGUGACGUCAGGGGGUGCAACCCGAAGCGCUACACUUUAGUAGCCGAUGUGACCAACUACAUUGCCUGGAUUGUUGAUAACACCCCCGACAUAUGAAUUAUCUACGUUUUAUAAAGCAAAAUAAAUAAAUCCAGGCAAACUGGAGGGUUUUUAAUUAGAAAAAAUUGGUUUCUGAAUGUGGAAUAAAAGGUGUUGAAGUUUUA